This is a messenger RNA of Microsporum canis CBS 113480, 1275 nucleotides long. RefSeq names its product protein kinase domain-containing protein. The record is from RefSeq and is a predicted model, not a curated record. Lineage: Eukaryota; Fungi; Ascomycota; Eurotiomycetes; Onygenales; Arthrodermataceae. Gene Ontology annotation, molecular function: protein kinase activity; ATP binding. Bases 1 to 1275 code for a protein of 424 amino acids. Gene Ontology annotation, biological process: regulation of mRNA processing; protein phosphorylation; spliceosomal complex assembly. The transcript has 5 exons.
AUGCAGGCUGCUGUUUUACGUUUCUUUCGUCGACAUCUGAGGGCUAGCAAGGCUCAGUUGAAGCCCAAAACUCGACCACCAUCCUCCGCAAGAAAUUUCUCCGAUCGAAACCACCCCGUUGUUACUUCCGACAGAGCGCUCGAGGAAGAGAGACUCCCUUUCUACGAGCAUGAGCAGUAUUAUCCAGCUCAUAUUGGUGAUGUGUUUAACUCAAGAUACCAGAUCGUGGGAAAAUUGGGUUAUGGUGCAUACUCGACAGUAUGGCUCUGCCGUGACUUGGUUGAACAUUCAUAUUCUGCGCUGAAAAUCUCAACGCAGUUGCAAAAAUACCCAAAGAAAGGCCGUGCAGAGCUUUCCAUAUACGAACACCUUUGCGAGGUAAAUUCGCAUCAUCCUGGCCAAAGGUAUAUCCGUGAACUCUACGAUUCAUUUGAAAUCGCAGGACCUAACGGCUCUCAUCAAUGUCUGAUCCAGCAACCAAUGCAUCUAAGCAUUCUUGACAUGAUGAACUUAAAUCCUAAGCCACUCGAUGCACCCUUUCUGAAAGAGAUAUUAAAACGUCUCCUACUUAUUCUUGACUUCCUCCACACAGAAGCCAAUGUAAUUCACACUGAUCUAAAAACUGACAACCUGAUGAUACAUAUUGCGGACAAGUCAAUGCUUGAGGAGUUUGACAAAGCGGAACGUGAGAACCCGACACCAAGAAAAGUGAUAGAUGAACUACGUGCUAUCUACACAUCCCGCCGUUUUGGCAAACCCAAAAAUGGUAAAUGGGGAGGGCCAAUUUUGUGUGAUUUUGGAGAAGCGAGAAUUGGGCAGGUUCAAGAAACAGGCCCGUUUAUUCAACCUCAUAUUUAUAGGGCACCUGAGGUGACCUUUGAAAUGCCAUGGGGCCCGCCUGUGGAUAUCUGGAACACUGCUGCUCUUAUUUGGGACCUAUUUGAGGGAAGGCAUUUGUUCAAUAAUCUUCUGGAUGAACAGAGGAAGUAUGAUCCUUUCAAGCAUAUGGCUCAGAUAUUUGCUUUACUGGGUCCUCCUCCGAAAGAGUUUUUACUUCGUAGUGAGACAGCUGAGCAGUGCUUUGACAUGGAAGGGAAUUGGAAGGGCGGGAUGUUCGAGAAAGUACCAGAAAUUUCCUUGGAGGGGCUGGAGACGCGUUUAGAGGGAAGGGAAAAGUCCAUGUUUCUCAAUUUCAUACGCUCCAUGCUCAAGUGGCUCCCUGAAGAACGAAAAACGGCAAAAGAACUUCUCCAGGACCCCUGGCUAAAUGAGUGA